Molecule: messenger RNA, 2446 nt
Organism: Notolabrus celidotus (New Zealand spotty)
Lineage: Eukaryota; Metazoa; Chordata; Actinopteri; Labriformes; Labridae
Product: high-affinity choline transporter 1-like
Exons: 8
Coding region: 107-1846 (579 amino acids)
Biological process (GO): acetylcholine biosynthetic process; choline transport; transmembrane transport
Cellular component (GO): plasma membrane
Molecular function (GO): choline:sodium symporter activity
Source: RefSeq, a predicted model, not a curated record
AACUCAGUGUUACGAAGCUACUGGAGAUGCUGCCGUCUCACACAGCGCACAUGACUCAUCUCCUCAUUACUGGAAUCCAGUUCUUCUUGUUCCCAAUGAAAUCCACAUGUUAUCAUAUGCAGGGGGAGACCAAAACCUUCAUUCAGUCUGCUGCCUGCCUGAAACUAUGAGCUUAAACGUCCCAGGACUGGUGGUGAUGGUGUUCUUUUACCUGCUGGUGCUGGGCACCGGGAUCUGGGCUUCCAUGAAGUCAAAACGUUUGCAAGACAGCAGUCAGGGUGACCUGACAGAGAUCACUCUGCUGGGCAACAGAGGGAUCAGCCUGGUGGUGGGAGUCUUCACCAUGACAGCUACUUUUGUUGGCGGGGGCUUCGUUGUUGGUCUGUCAGAAGCAGUGUAUACUCCAGCCAUGGGACUGACCUGGGCUGUCAUGCCAGCAACAGCAGCCCUGUCUUUCAUUGUUGGAGGACUGUUCUUUGCCAAGACAAUGAGAGACAAAAAGUAUGUCACAAUGAUGGACCCGUUCCAGAUCAAGUAUGGUCAUUCAAUCAGUGGAGUGCUGUCUGUGGCGCUGCUGAUUUCUGACAUACUUUGGGUUACAGGGACUCUCAUCGGCCUGGGUUCAACGAUGAGUGUAAUCCUGGAUUUGUCCUACACUCUUUGCAUUUGGAUCUCUGCUGCAGUGGCCAUCGUCUACACACUGCUAGGGGGCCUGUACUCGGUAGCCUACACAGACAUCAUACAGCUGAGCCUCAUAUUCUGUAGUUUGUGGUUGUGUGUCCCCUUCAUCCUGAUGAACCCCCAUUCAGCAGACAUAACUGAGACUGCUUUUAACUUUACCUACCAAGCCCCCUGGGUCGGGUCAGUGGAUGGAGAGAGAGCAUGGAGGUGGAUUGAUAACUUUUUACUAUUGGCUUUGGGUAACCUUGGAUAUCAGGACUUUCACCAGAGGACCCUGUCAGCCUCUUCAUCAGACACAGCCAGAAUCAUAUGCUUUGUUGCAGCACCUCUCAUCUUUAUACUUGGAAUCCCAUCUGUGUUGAUUGGAGCAGUCGCAGCAUCAACAGACUGGAACAUGACAGCGUACGGCUCCCCGUCUCCAUUUGAGCACGGAGAGGCUGCUCAGAUUCUGCCCAUUGCUCUGCAGAACCUCAGCCCACCCUAUAUCUCCAUCAUUGGUAUCGGAGCCAUAGCUGCUGCAGUGAUGUCAUCUACUGACUCGGCUUUAUUGUCAGCCUCUUCUAUCUUCACAUCCAACAUCUACAAGAACAUCCUGCGGACCAAGGCAUCAGACAGGGAGCUCCAGUGGGUGAUCCGCAUCUCUGUGGUGUUGGUGGGCUUGGCUGGCACAUCUCUCACCUUCCUACAGAACAGCAUCAUGGUUUUAUGGAUCCUGGGCUCAGACAUAACCUACACCAUCAUGUUCCCUCAACUCGUGUGCGUCCUCUUCUUCAAGAUCUCUAAUGGAUAUGGCUCUAUAAUGGGUUUGCUUCUUGGGUUGUUGUUGAGAUUGCUGAGUGGCGAGCCAUCCAUAGGGUUGCCUGUAGUUCUUCAUUUCCCAGGUUGCACUCUGGAGGACAACAAAUAUGUCCAGCGUGCUCCUGUUAGGACAAUUUGCAUGCUGUUUACAAUCUCUUCUACUUUACUGUUUUCUUACCUGGCCUCCGUUCUCUUCAACAAAGGACUGAUUUCCGAGAGGUGGGAUAUAUUCAAAGCGAAAACACACAAACCAGUACAGAAGCUAACUUUAAUGAGCGAUGACAGCACAAAAACUGAUGUGGAGGAACAACUUGAAGGUCAGAAUGAAGCCGAGUUGACAUUAAUGGACGGAAAUCAGCAGAACUAAAAGAGAAAUGCUUGAUGGGGUGCUAAUAUUAUUUGUAUUGAACCAUAUUAUCAUGUCUACUGUUUCAUACUAGGUUGUUUACCAAGUUGAUAUUUAGUCCAUGGUAUGAUACAAAUAUUCAUCAGUGGUGUGCAUGUUAGAGUUAAUAGUGAAGUUGCACUAAUGCACUUGUUCUUUAUAUAAGUAUUUCAAUAAUCCAAAGUACCUCCUUUGUCUACAUUUGAGAGCUGUUUUUAAACAUGAAUCAGUUUUUUUAGAAAAUUAAAUUGCAAGUUAUUAGAAGGUUUUGAUCAUUUCUUACAAUAAACAACAAACUUUACUGCUUGUAGUCUUUCAAAAUUACAGGAUUUUCACUUUUACAUUGCAGUUUUAUUGCACAGUGUUGCUAUUUACAUAUAUUUGUCCAACAAUCAAAAAACAAGAUAUUGGAAGGUGUUGCAGCUCCCUCCAUUGGUUCUCCGUUUGUUUUUUUGCACUUUGAAUCAUUUAUUUAUGCUCUAAGUUCCUGGUCAAUGCCUUAUUCUUGCCAGACCAUGUUAUUCCUACUGUUCCUCCUCCCUCUCUAUUUUUCCCAGAAUAAACAGAUGUGUUGUUACCUGA